UGGGAAGCUGCGAGGAAAGCGUUUUAAAAGGGCCAUAUAUUCCUCGUGCUUUUUCACACCUCCAAACCAACCAAACCAAAGCGAUAAGCCUUACCCUAUUACUCAGCACCUAUACAUAUACACACAGUGCUAUUACUUCCAGAGAGAGAAAACAAAAACCAUAAGGUAGAGAGAGAGAGAGAGAGAGAAGGCAGUUUAAGUUUUUGGUUGAUUUCUUUGAUUCUCUGAUCGAUUUUGAGUUUGUUUGCUGGAAACUAUGUCGAGUUCGUCUGGUUCUGCUGAUUCCGGGAGGUUUUCCGGCCAUAGACACUCCUCCAGAGUGCCCGAGAAGUCGGCGUCGUCGAGCUUCUCUCAGACGUGUAGUUUGUUGAGCCAGUACCUGAAGGAGAAGAAAGGCACAUUCGGAGAUCUCAGUCUCGGCAUGCCAACCGCAACGACAACUAUGAAUUUGUUCCCCGUUGCUAUGAAAUCGAGUGAGGUUUCCCGAAAUGGAACUCCGGUGACGAGAAACCUCACGUCUAUGGACUUAUUUCCACAGCAGUCUGGUUUUGGUUCCAACAUUUCCGUGGAAGAGUCCCUCAACAAGGUUGAUUCGAGUGCUAUAAACAAGUCAGAGCCAGAAACUGCACAAAUGACCAUAUUCUAUGCCGGGCAAGUGAUUGUGUUUAAUGAUUUCCCGGCUGAUAAGGCAAAGGAAAUCAUGCUCUUAGCUAGCAAGGGAAGUUCCCAUCACAACCCCGGCACGCUUGCUUCAACACCGGUCCAAAAACCAAUCGAACCCACUAAUUUGAUUCCCACUAGCUCAGCGAGUGCUAUUGUCCCUAAUUCAGGCAACAAUACGAUCUCAAUCGAACCCAUUAGUUUGAUUCCCACUACCUCGAGUGUUGCUGCCCCUAAUUUUAGCAACAAUAUGAUUCAAGAACGUGUCCAGGUCCAACGGGCUUCUCAACCCAUUGCUACCGAUCUACCAAUUGCUAGAAAAGCGUCGCUCACCCGGUUCUUGGAGAAGAGAAAAGAUAGGAUCACAUCAAGAGCACCAUACCAAAUAAGCAGCUCAACUUCUCCUCCCAAGCCGACUGAAAGCAAGUCAUGGCUCGGCUUGGCAGCUCAAUCUCCGGUGCAGUUUGAGCACCAUUUGUAGUCAUUUUGGCAGCAUCAGUUAUAUUCAGCAGUGUUAUGUUGUAUUUUUUACUAUAUGUUUCGGCUUAUUUUGGUUAUUGAAUCUACAAAGCCAGCCAUUAGAUCUAACUGUUUCGAUCUUACUUUUAGUUUGUGUAAUUAGAUUAAUGGGAAAGUCUUCAUUAUAUAUUAUCUUUAUUGAUUAGAUGAUUAUUAGCAAAUGUGGGAUUCUUUGUUUGAAUGGGAUUAAGAACGUUUAGCAGUCAAGGCACAUGAUGAUGAAUUCAACAUUUUGUUGUUUGGCUUAUGUAAAUGUGUGUUUUUUGUA
Molecule: messenger RNA, 1447 nt
Organism: Camellia sinensis
Lineage: Eukaryota; Viridiplantae; Streptophyta; Magnoliopsida; Ericales; Theaceae
Gene: JAZ1
Product: jasmonate-zim-domain protein 1
Biological process (GO): regulation of jasmonic acid mediated signaling pathway; response to wounding; regulation of defense response
Cellular component (GO): nucleus
Source: RefSeq, a predicted model, not a curated record